This is a messenger RNA of Anarrhichthys ocellatus (wolf-eel), 10612 nucleotides long. RefSeq names its product protein unc-13 homolog A. Bases 2240 to 7852 code for a protein of 1870 amino acids. The transcript has 42 exons. NCBI's taxonomy places the organism in Eukaryota, Metazoa, Chordata, Actinopteri, Perciformes, Anarhichadidae. Gene Ontology annotation, biological process: presynaptic dense core vesicle exocytosis; synaptic vesicle priming; dense core granule priming. Gene Ontology annotation, cellular component: neuromuscular junction; terminal bouton; presynaptic membrane. The record is from RefSeq and is a predicted model, not a curated record. Gene Ontology annotation, molecular function: calcium ion binding; syntaxin-1 binding; phospholipid binding.
GGCGCUCGGUGCUCCCGACGCCGACGCGUUUGACGCUGCGGUGGCUGCCAUGUUGGACGCCGGGGUGGCCAUUACUCCGGCUGCCGCAGCACCUGCCGCAGCGGACUGCUGCAGGGAGUUCUGCGCAGUCGGCUGAGCUCCGCUCGAAACACCGUUGCUGUCUCCGCCACCAGGCCCCAGCUGCGGGUUGGGUCGCCUCCCCGCUCCCUGUGCUCCGCCUCCCGCACCGGCCGCUCCGCCGUUGGACGCUGGCAUGGAGAAAACGCUGUUGCUGGGCUGGCUGUUUCCCAAAGGACCCGGACCGGAGAAAUUAAGGCAAGGAGGCCUACCGCUGUUGUCUCCAGCAGCCAUCUUGAACCGAGUGUAGGCGUAAACAACACUCUUCGUCGCUUUAAGUAUUUCUAGUACUCGACAGUCACAGCUGCCCCCUGGCGUCUGUUAUUGGUACUAGGCUACUACGUGCUCUCCUGAGCGUGAGGUCCAUUUCCCCCUCACACCAGUAUUUACUCUAUAGCAAACACGCCUGUUUCUGAUUGAUUAUAUCUAAAGUAUGCUAUUAACUUUUAGGGUUAUCUCUAGGCACAAUCAUUAGCUUUGGUAGUCCCUGUUUUAAAUAUCCCCACUGAGGAGAGUUCGGAAACUGUCUAUUAGAGUCCAGACCUCGGCCCAUAACUCUCCCAAGUGCAUUCAUUGGGCACAACUGGCCAGAUCACAUUUCAACUCAGGAUGCCUUUGAUAAAGGAACAAUGUAAAUCUUUGACCCAGCGUGCUACCAAUGAUUCCAUGAUACCAUAUCAUCAUCAAUGCUGACUGUCAAUUAAUAUAUGAAAGUGGCUUAUAUGCAUGUUAUUGCAGCUGCAGCAGCAAUCUCCCCAGCUAUUGUUAAAAAACAAAUAUUUUGAAGGUGUUCUAGUUGACUUAACAAAAUAUAAGAAUACAAGUAUAGGAUUGCAUGAAACAAGCAACUCUUUUAUCCCAGUUCACCUACAUUUCUUCAACAGAAAGCGUGCAAAAUUUCACUGAGACUUUGGUUCUAGCAAACAUAUUACAAAUUACUGCUUGCCUUAUUAAGCCAACAAAUUACUUUGAAACAUAAAAAAAUAAUAAAUACUAUUUUCCUUAUCUUCCAUAUACUUUCCAUGAGAUCUAUGUUGUAAUAUUUGUGGAAACUGCAAUCUUUGGUGGGUAAAUAUUAGGCUACACUUAAUACACAGCAAGUCAACAGACAUUACUUAAUAUUAUUAUUUUCAGGACUGUAAGAACAAUGAGGUCAUGUACUCUGUAUUUUUUUCUGGGAACGUGAGGGGACUUUACAUUCUACAAUUACAACUACAUAAUUUGGUUCACGUAGGCUGAUUCCAGUAGUUUAAUUGAAUCGUAUUACCUGCAGAUCAAUCUAAAAUAAUCCACCCUAUAAUAAUGUUAUCCCUGGUAGAAUGAGGCUCAGAAAGAAGAUUUAGUCCGUCGUAUGGGAAAUAAAUAUGUAAUUUGAAAAAUGGGGGAUUAGGACUCAUGACCUCAAGCAUUAUUAAGAAUCAGAAUGUGUUUGGCCCUGGCUAUUAUUAUAUAUUCCGGUCAAACAUGUGUUGACAUGCAGUUAAAAUGUGAAUUGAUUGCAGAGAUGUAAAGUGUAAUUGAAUAAAUACAAUAAUACAUUAAAUUAAGUUGACAAAGCUGGGUAUAUUAGAUAAAAAAACAACUUUUUCUAAAAUGCUUUGUAACUUUGAAAACAAUGAAUGAAAUUCCUUGAAGCCAUCAUUGAGUGCACCAGACCGGCCAGGCCGGUAUUAAUUCAGCCCCAUCCCGUCUGUGUCUCCUCGCGGUCACCCCACCGCGAGCCCCCCCUUUCUCUCUCCGCCUGCUUCUCAUCAACCGUGACGUCAGGGCGGCGCGGGGGAACUGUCCUCGCGCGGAGGGUGCUGCUGCUGCUGCUGCUGAAACAAGAUGGCUGUGCGCGCAGGAGGAGCAGAGGAGAGCUGAGGCAAUGCAGAGGAGGAAGAAGAGGGGGGCGAGGAUUUCACUCUCUUGUGUCUUGUCCUGUCAAAAGAGCAACGGUUCUGCAGCGCGAGGGACGAGCGGUUCUGACAUGAUACUAAUUGGCUUCCGGUACCAUUUAGGGUAACGGUUGGGCGGGUAAAGGUGUUUUUUUUUUUUGUAACCAAGAGACGAACGGACUAACCAAACAAAUCACGGAGCUCUCAGUAGAGGACAGCCGGGGACGCUCACACCGCUACCAGAGAUGUCCCUGCUAUGUGUGGGAGUGAAGAAAGCCAAGCUGGAUGGACCCCAAGAGAAAUUCAACACUUAUGUGACUCUAAAGGUACAAAAUGUGAAGAGCACAACCAUUGCUGUCAGGGGCAACUUGCCCAGCUGGGAGCAAGACUUCAUGUUCGAAAUUAACCGCCUGGACCUGGGUCUGACAGUAGAGGUGUGGAACAAAGGGUUGAUCUGGGACACCAUGGUUGGCACCGUGUGGAUUCCCCUCCAUAGCAUCCGGCAGUCAAAUGAGGAAGGUCCGGGGGAGUGGCUCACACUGGACUCUCAGGUCAUCAUGACUGAUAAUGAGAUCUGCGGCACCAAAGAGCCCACUCUCCACCUGGUGCUGCUCGACACGCGCUUUGAACUGCCCCUCGAUAUCCCUGAGGAUGAGGCACGAUACUGGGCUAAAAAACUGGAGCAGCUCAAUGCCAUGAGGGACCAAGAUGAGGAGCAGGAACGCCCUCUACGUGUACCAGGAACCCAGUGCUGUAACUGGAGUCUAUGGGGAGACCAACAAAAUGAAGACCCAGACAGUGCUGUGGACGACAGGGACAGCGACUAUCGCAGUGAAACCAGUAACAGCAUCCCCCCUCCCUACUACAGCACAUCCCAGCCCAACGCCUCUGUCCACCAGUAUCCCAUCAGCCAACAGCACCGCAGCUCCAGAAGCCUCUCUUACCCACAAUCUGGCACCAGCCAAGACCUCGACUACCAACAUCAGAGGACUGUCAGUCCGUCGGGGAGCUAUGCAUCGUCUGCAGAGCUGAGUCGGUGCAGCAGUCAGCUGAGCGAGGAGGACUACGGUGUCGAGUAUGGAGAGAGAGACCCUUACGACGAGAACGACUCUUACCACUCCUGCCACUCCUCGGUCAGCUGCAGUAAAGGCUCUCCAGACUGGGACCCUGAUGAGACCCAGGGGGCGUACAGCGAUGAGGGUGGCUACAGCAAAGACGGAGGAGAGGAGGCGGCUCUGUACGAGGAGGACGGAGGACUGUAUGAGGGAGAAGAGGAGGGCCUCUAUGAGGAUGAGGAGAUGAUUUAUGAAGAGGAGGAUUUGUACAACUUGGAUGGGACCCUCAGUGAGGACAUGGAGCCUCCGUUUACCCCGACCCCAACGUCAACAGCCCCCCCAACUCUGGAUGUACCCAGCUCCAGACCUCCUCUGGAGAAACAGCCAUCUUUACACCAACAGCAGCACCCUACUCAACCCCCCAACCAAACAUCCAACCAGUCUCAUCCACCUGGCGUGGCCCCGUCAGCACAGCCCCCCUCUGGUCAACCAACAGCCCAACCACCUAAACAGCCCCAACCACAGCCGCAGCCACAGCCAGCCCCAUCUGCCACUUCCUUCUUCUCAAUGGCCAAACCUCUAACUGCUGCCGUCACAGGCUUGGCCUCUACUUUCUUGUCUUCUGUUCCCACCGGGCAGCCUGCCCAGUCUCACCCUCCAGCCUCCGCCGUAUCUCAACAACACCAGUCUGCUGCAGCCAGUGUUGUCCCUCCAUCCCACCCUGCCAAUGCGGCUAACUCGGCCUCCCAGCCCCCCUCGACUGCCGUGGGCCCUUCCUCCCAACAGACCCAGUCCCCUGGGCAGCCUCAAUCCCAUCUCAAUGGUGCUGCCACCACCGCACAGCCGGCUGCCCCUGAGGACCAGGCUCUCCAGCUGGAGGAAGAGCCAUGGUUAGAGGAGGAAAUGAUGUUGGAAAAAGAGGCCAGGACGCCCCCCGCUCAGCCAGAGGAGGCGUCCCCCAUGGAGGAGAAAGAGGAGCAUUCCGAAGAGAGCAGGCCGUCGACACCACUAGAGGAAGACGAGAUGCUGCCUGAAAGUCCUCCAGUCAUAGAGGAGCCCAAAGAGCCAGUGGAUCCAACAGUCAGAGCCAAAGAGAACUGGCUAAGGCUCUACAAUAAAGUCCUAGAACAGCUUCGGGAGGCUCGAGGAGAGACCUCCAGCUCGCUGUGGUUUGGUAAAGGAGGGGUGGGAGGUGCACUGUACAGUAUUGACAGCAUGCCUGACCUUCGCAAGAGGAAAGCCAUUCCUCCAAUCAGAGAUCUGCUGAUGUCUCUAGUGCAGAGCUCUCGCAAGGCUGGAAUCACCUCCGCCAUGGCUUCCACCACUCUCGGCAAUGAAGAGCUGAAAAGUCAUGUCUAUAAAAAGACCCUGCAGGCUCUGAUCUACCCGAUCUCCUCCACUACUCCACACAACUUUGAGGUGUGGACGGCCACCACGCCCACCUACUGCUACGAAUGCGAGGGGCUGCUUUGGGGUAUCGCCCGACAAGGCAUGCGUUGCUCUGAGUGCGGCGUCAAAUGCCACGAUAAGUGCCAAGAUCUGCUCAAUGCCGACUGCCUGCAGCGAGCUGCAGAGAAGAGCUCCAAGCACGGGGCAGAGGAUCGAACCCAGAACAUCAUCAUGGUCCUGAAAGACCGCAUGAAAAUCCGAGAGAGGAACAAACCAGAAAUCUUUGAACUAAUCCUGGAAGUGUUCGCCCUCGACAAAACAACGCAUGGCACGCAAAUGAAACAAAUCAAGCAGAGCGUGCUUGAUGGGACCUCCAAAUGGUCAGCGAAGAUCAGCAUCACCGUGGUUUGUGCUCAAGGCCUGCAGGCGAAAGACAAAACUGGCUCCAGUGACCCUUAUGUAACUGUUCAAGUCGGAAAGACCAAGAAGAGAACCAAGACCAUCUAUGGAAACCUCAACCCUGUCUGGGAAGAAAACUUUCACUUUGAAUGCCACAACUCGUCGGACCGUAUCAAGGUCCGCGUGUGGGACGAGGAUGACGACAUCAAGUCCCGCGUGAAACAGAGGUUCAAACGUGAGAGCGAUGACUUCCUGGGCCAAACCAUCAUCGAAGUCCGGACUCUGAGUGGGGAGAUGGACGUUUGGUACAACCUGGACAAGAGAACUGAUAAGUCUGCUGUGUCAGGAGCCAUCCGGAUGCACAUAAGUGUGGAGAUCAAAGGAGAGGAGACGGUUGCUCCUUACCAUGUCCAGUACACCUGUUUACAUGAGCAUCUGUUCCAGUACACCACUGAGGAGCAGAAUGGCGGCGUAGUAAAGAUCCCUGAUGCCAAAGGGGACGAUGCCUGGAAGGUGUAUUUUGAGGAGACUCCUCAGGAGAUAGUGGAUGAGUUUGCCAUGAGAUAUGGAGUAGAGUCCAUCUACCAGGCCAUGACCCACUUUGCCUGCUUGUCAUCUAAGUACAUGUGCCCGGGAGUGCCGGCUGUGAUGAGCACCCUGCUUGCCAACAUCAAUGCUUACUACGCCCACACCACCCAGUCCUCCAACAAUGUUUCUGCCUCGGACAGAUUUGCUGCAUCAAACUUUGGCAAGGAGAGGUUUGUCAAACUGUUGGAUCAGCUGCACAACUCGCUGAGGAUUGACCUGUCCAUGUACCGGAAUAAUUUCCCUGCCAGCAGUCCUGAAAGACUACAAGACCUCAAGUCUACAGUUGAUCUCUUGACAAGCAUCACAUUCUUUCGGAUGAAGGUUCAGGAGUUGCAGAGUCCCCCCAGGGCGAGCCAGGUGGUGAAGGACUGUGUGAAAGCCUGUCUUAACUCCACCUACGAGUACAUUUUUAACAACUGCCACGACCUCUACAACAGGGAAUAUCAGACAGACCCUUCAAAGGCAGUCCCUCCAGAUGAGCAGGGCCCCAGCACCAAGAACCUGGACUUCUGGUCCAAACUUAUCACCCUCAUCGUCUCCAUCAUAGAAGAGGACAAAAACUCCUACACUCAUUGCCUUAAUCAGUUUCCCCAGGAACUGAACGUGGGCAGGAUCAGCGCUGAAGUCAUGUGGAACAUGUUUGCACAAGAUAUGAAAUACGCCAUGGAGGAGCAUGAGAAGAACCGCCUGUGUAAAAGCGCAGAUUACAUGAACUUGCACUUCAAGGUGAAGUGGCUCUACAAUGAGUACGUCAAGGAGCUGUCCACUUUCCAGAAGCACGUACCUGAGUAUCCUGCCUGGUUUGAACCAUUUGUCGUCAUGUGGUUGGACGAGAAUGAAGAAGUGUCCAGAGAUUUUCUGCAUGGAGCCUUGGAGAGGGACAAAAAAGACGGGUUCCAGGUUACAUCGGAGCACGCUUUGUUCUCCUGCUCAGUGGUAGACGUGUUCUCUCAGCUCAAUCAGAGUUUUGAAAUCAUCCGCAAACUGGAGUGUCCCGACCCUCAGAUCGUUGGCAACUACAUGAAGAGAUUUGCCAAGACCAUUGGAAAUGUCCUGCUGUCUUACGCUGACAUCAUUGCAAAGGACUUUCCAAAUCAUGUCAAGAAGGAGAAAGUGCCAUGUAUCAUCAUCAAUAACAUCCAGCAGCUCAGAGUUCAGCUGGAGAAGAUGUUUGAGGCCAUGGGAGGCAAAGACCUAAACCUGGAGGCCAGUGACUUCCUCAAGGAGCUGCAGAACAAACUCAACAGCGUUAUGGACGACCUCAGCCGCAUCUUUGCUGUCAGUUUCCAGCCACAGAUCGAGGACAACGUGAGGCAGAUGGGAGACAUCCUGGCCCAGGUCAAAGGUCAGACCGUCCCGGCCAACGGCAGCGUGGUUCAGGAGGCCGACAACGUCCUGCAGCCCAUCAUGGACUUCCUGGACAGCAACCUGUCGUUGUUCGCUAAGAUCUGUGAGAAGACCGUCCUGAAGAGAGUGCUGAAGGAGCUGUGGAAACUAGUGAUGAAUACGAUGGAAAAAACGAUUGUGCUUCCAACGCUCACUGACCAGACGGGCACUCAAAUGAUCUUCAACGCCGCUAAGGAGCUGGGGCAGCUCUCCAAGCUCAAGGAGCACAUGGGCCGAGAGGAGGCCAAAGCUCUGAGUCCUAAACAGUGUGCAGUGAUAGAGCUGGCGCUGGACACUAUUAAGCAAUACUUCCAUGCCGGCGGUGUGGGCCUGAAGAAGACGUUCUUGGAAAAGAGUCCAGACCUGCAGUCUCUGCGCUACGCCUUAUCUCUGUACACCCAGGCCACAGACAAGCUCAUCAGGAAGUUUGUCCUCUCACAGAGCGCUCAGGUCCACGGAGGGAAAGGGCUCAGGUGCACGGCGAAUGAAGACACACCGCCAGAGAAAGCAUCUGGAGUGGAUGCAGUUGGCGAGGUGGUCAUGUGCGUGGACAUUUUGCCCCAGCCUAAUGGAGAGCACAAGAUUAAUGUCAAAGUGGUGGCUGCUAAUGACCUGAAGUGGAAGGCUCAGGGCUUCAGGCCCUUCGUGGAGGUCUACAUCAUCGGCCCUCACCUCAGCGACAAGAAGAGGAAAUUUGCCACAAAGUCCAAGAACAACACCUGGUCACCCAAGUUCAUUGAGAGCUUCCAGUUCUCCUUGGGCACUGAGGUUGGUCCGGAGAGCUACGAGCUGCAGGUGUGUGUGAAGGACUACUGCUUUGCCAGAGAGGACCGCACUGUGGGCAUGUCCGUGGUGCAGGUGAAGGACAUAGCCAGCAAGGGCAGCGUCACCCUCUGGAUGCCGCUGGGCAGACGUGUCCACAUGGACGAGACGGGCCUGACGGUGCUGCGCAUCCUCUCCCAGCGCAACAACGACGACGUGGCGAAAGAGUUCGUCAAGCUCAAAUCGGACCAGCGCUCGGCUGAGGAGGGCCGUAGUUGAGGGGGACACACGCGUGUGCACACCAGAGACAUAGUAGGCUAUUCUGCACACCUGUAAUAGUCCCACCUACAUCGAUAAACAACUGUGUGCAAUACACAAGCACACACAUGAACAUCCUCUAUUGUACAUAUACCUGCAUACAUUAUGCAACAUUCACAUUAUCAAUGCAAACAUGAAGGAAUAUGUUUAUAAAUAUUCAUAUUUCAUUUUGAAUAUUUCAUCAGCUCGACUCAAAGCUUUCAGUUUCGGGUUAGUCUCACAUUAGCGAGCACUUGUCUAACCCUUCGCUCAAUCUUUUCCAUAACACAUCGCACCUUUUUAUACGCUGUACAUUUAGAUGUGAUAUAAUGCAGAACAACAACUAAACCAUGUGAAGGACGACCACUUUGCACUUUUGCUUCUCCGUGUCUUCAGGAGAGCUGUCCUUGCAUCGCUGUGCUCUCCGUCCGUCCGUCCGUCUGCUUGCCUGCCCAACUGUGUGUCGUUCUCCCAGUACGUUGGUCUUUCUCCCCCCCACCUCUCCUCCCCUCCUCGUCGUCUGCUCUCGGUAGUCUUCCUCCCGGUGAGAUGUGUUGCGUAGGUUGGAGUUCAGGCACAGAUCUAUGAUCAGCUCGCUUUUGCCCAAAAAAUCGAGGUAACGUCACUUCUAGUCUGUCCCUAAAUGUCCUGCAUGUUGACCCCAGGAACACUGUGAUUCACUUUGCUGCAAACACGGCGACCGUACCCCCUCCCACAUAAAAGUUGGGGGGCCUUCAAUAUUUUCCCUGUGUGCGCAUGGUGCAUAUAUCCCCCUGGUGUAAUACGGUUUUAUAAUUAUGACCUGACUAACUGUCAUUAUCACGGAGUGGGAACAUGCUGAGCCUGAUAUGUGUUGAUAAAGAAGAAGGUAGUGGCCACAAUGUGCUUCUUCUUUAUUUUUUAUUUUUCACUCUUCUUGCUUGACGUCACAACAAACGAAGCAAUACCCCAGUGUCUAACACAUCCACUCCCCUAGAGUGCACAUUAACUCCAAAAAGGGCUACAGGAUUAGUGGUCUGGGAUGUUUGUUUACGCACUAACACAUACUGUCCACGCUUCUUUUGGCAAAUUGACCCCAACGUUUCCCCUCGUGCCCCCUCGUCUACCUUCUCUGCCACAGAGACACCGUCACACAGAGAGUCUUUCACGAGUGACACUAUGGAGGAAGCCCAAAGGACACGCGAUGUAGGACGACACUCCUCCCGAUUGCCUGCACACUAAACCCAUCUCUUUAAGGCAAUAGUGGUUUGUUUAUAUGUCCACGGAACCUCGUGGUUUUUACGAAGAACAAACCCCCUGAGAACACUGUUGUGUCUUUUGUUAUUGUGUGCGUGCGUGCGUGCGUGCGUGCGUGUGUGUGUGUGUGCGUGUGUGUGUGUGUGUGUGUGGGCUGAUUGUCACACCUGGCAAAAUGGGAUUCGCGAUUGUGAGCAAUAUAUUCUAUUUGCACACCUAAAUGUAUGCGCUGUCAAUAUAAAUACAGGAGCACCAACUGCAAUAUCCAGAUCCAAGGAAUGGGAAAGUUAUCAUCAUUUUUUUAAAAUUAUUAUUUUAGCUAUGGACUCAUAAAAUCUCCAUUCCCGCUGGAAGUGUGUAAGCUUGUUCUCACAUUCUUUUGGAUAAGAAAGAAAGUGUUUUGUCUUUGAAUUCCUAUUUGCCUUUAGGACCAAAUUUGCACGAACCAUAGAGCUCAUUUUAUUUCUCAAAUAAAGAAGCCAUCGGAGUCACCGCCAAGCAUUUCUGUUGUUUUCAGUCUCGUCAUGUAAUGAACCCCUUUUACUUUUCACUGCAAGAAAAGUGAGCAAACACUCACAGUCCUCGUCCAGCUCGUUUGUAGACUCUAUGUGAAACUUAAUGAUGUCAGUGACGGUGAGGUUUCCCUGUCGCUGUGUAGAGCCACACCGACUGUCACUGCUGGCCUGUCACAUGUUGUCUUUACUGUUGAACUCUACCAAAAACAAAACUUUUGAAUGUUAUUUCUCCUCAGCGGAGCCUUCUUUUUACGAUCAAAGGGACGGUUAAAUCCAAAACCACGACUAGCUUGGGGACACCGACUCCACAUUUCAUUUACAUAAAAUGGAUCAUUUUGGGUGAACUAGCCUUUUAAAAAAGAGCUUCACACCACAUUUAACACAUUGUUUUUACGAGUUUAUUAAGUCAUUCAAGACAAAACUUGAAAUGUCAGGUUGUAGCUGAAAAAAGCAACAACAAAAACAUUUGUAACCGAUCAUCCAGUUUCGGGCUCGUUGGUUGCCUGCUUCGUGUAUGUACGCACACACAUACACACACUGCACACACACACACACACCGAUCUCUGCUCAAGCACAAAAGGGCACAUGUAAGAUGACACAUGCAUGUAUGCACGCCGACAACUCCGUGGAGACCAAUGACGCCCACCCUGUGAAUAGAACCUACUUACAACUGCAUGAUGGGAAACUUUAUCGUGCCAGCACGUGUCUCUUUGAUGUAACUUUUUCAUUUAUUUUUAAUUUCCAUAGCUAUGUAAUGAUAAGUCAUCAAUGUUUUUUUUUUUUUCAAAAAGCUUGUGAAUACGUCAUCUGUAACCAAUAUGAAUGUAGUGUCUACACAGAACUGGCAUGAGAGAAUUAUUUUCUACAAAGGAUGUUUCUAAUUUGUUUCUUAUCAUUAUCGAUCGUUCUUUAAUGAGGAGAAAGGGGAACUGGAAUGCAGCCUGGUUGUGAUCUGCUUCCUAUUAAAGGGACAUUUGUGUCAUGAUCUACA